This is a messenger RNA of Zootoca vivipara (common lizard), 3680 nucleotides long. The record is from RefSeq and is a predicted model, not a curated record. Lineage: Eukaryota; Metazoa; Chordata; Lepidosauria; Squamata; Lacertidae.
CACAGGAAGCUGACAUGUGAAAACGCUUUUGAGAAAGAGAGAGAAAAAGGGUGGUAGAGGAAGGAAAACGGAGCCUUGCUGAGCAGUGCUGAGUGUGCAGCGCACCCACAGAGAGGCCAGGAGUGGGGCCAAAGAGAAGUUGUGUGUCCCCACCUGCUGCUGCCGCCGCUGCUCCUCCUUGACCAUGGAAGAGACAGUGGUGAAGAAAGGCUUGCUCUACCUGCUCCAGCACCAGACCUUUGGGAAGAAAUGGCGGAAGUUCUGGGCUGUCCUGUACAGGGAAAGCGCCUGUGCCCCAGCCCGCCUUGAGCUCCUGGAGUCGGCGGAGAAAGCCAAGAAAGGGGAGAGCAGCAGACGCCUCAUCAAGCUGGAGGACUGUGUGCAGGUGGCUGAGGCAGGCGGAGAGACCGGCAGCCCCAAGGAGACAGUGCCUUUCUUCCUGGAGACCACCGAGAAAUGCUACCUGCUGGCUGCCGAGAGGGCGGAGGCGGAGGCCUGGAUCCUGGAGCUGUGCAAGCAUGCUUUCACCGUGAGGAAAAUGGCACCCAGUAGUACAGACAGUGGUCAUGUCUCAUGCAGAGAGAGGUGUGGAAAGCUGCACCUCCUCAUCCAGUGUAGAAGCACUGAAGACUGGAAAGUGAUGCUGGAGAAGGAGUUCCUGAAGGGCAAGGCCACAUCUCCCCCUGCUUUCUCCAUGGCAGAGAAUUCCCUGUACAGCACCACCUGCAAAGCCGCCGAGAGGCAGUUUCCCGUGGCUGUGAGGGCAACAGAGGCCUCUGAGCGCUGUCAGGUCUGGGGCAUGUUCCUUCUGUGCGCCAACGCGGAUGCCUUGGAGCUGCGUGACAUGCAAGCGGGGGAAGUGAUCUACAGCUGGCCGUACAAGUUCCUGCGGAGAUUCGGUCAUGACAAGGCCAUCUUCUCCUUUGAAGCUGGGCGGAGAUGUGCCUCUGGCGAAGGCAGCUUUGAAUUUGCCACCAAGCAGGGCAGCGAGAUCAUCCAGGUCAUUGAAGGCGCCAUCAACGCUCAGAGGAACUCCACCAGUUCGUCUUCAGGUGCCGCCCUUCUGGCCGGGGCCGCCAGUCCAGCCAAGCCUGACGAAGGUGCCCAGGGGGGGAAAGCCACAGUGGUGAUGGAAGGGCAGUCGUUCCGUGCUGCGGGAACCAAAUCCCUCUCCUUCGAGUCCACCUGGCAAGGAAGGCCAGCGAAGGGCAGGUUAGUCAAGCCCACGGCCAGCUGCCCCCUCUCCAGCACCAACUGCCCCUACAUGGAGGGGUCUGAUGCCCAUCCCAGGCGAGAACCCCAGCAGGAAUCAAUGUCUGAGUAUGCGGAGCCAUUUGAUGCCAUAUCCAAGUCCUUGGGAAGCUCAGGUGGCAGCUGUUUCCCCCUGCCUAGCACCGAGGAGCCACCGGGGGCAGCGGGCUUGCAUGCCAGGACCAGAGGGUUGGGCCUGUCACCUGCCUCUCUGGGGCUGCACCACAUCUAUGAUGACCCAGAGGGUCUGGUCCACCUGGUGUACGAUGAGCCCCAGGAGUUCACAGGGGACGCCUGGAAGGUGCAGGCCACUCCUGAGGACCCUGUCGGCCACGAAUACCCCUACAACCCAAGCUUGGACGACUACUCCGUGCCUAAGAUGGCGGCAGCGUAUGCCCCUGUGCAAGAUCAAAACGGGCUUGGAGAAAGUGCAUAUGAUCAGGUGAUCUUGAGCCUCAGGAACAAGAAAAAUGCACAGUGAAAGGAGAGGAUGGAUGGAGUGAAUGAAUGAAUGAAUGAAUGAAUGAAGGAAGGGGUGGAUGGGAAAUGAGAGGAUCGCUUUGUUUAAUUUGUUGUGGGAGAUGAGCCAGGGUGCAACCUCCCUCCCUGCCCUCCUCUCAGAGCUCAAGUAUGUUUAUAGAGGAAGUAUCCUGGCCAUCAUCAUUGCAAGGGGGAGUGGAUCCAAACUGAGCGGGAGAGAGCAGGCUUGGUGCAAUUUUGAAGGCUGUGUGCCAUGUGAUGCAUUAUUAUGCGCCAGUACGGCUUUCCUACAUGAAAUAUGUUAAAGGGUGAAGACUAUAAUAUACAGUAUAGCUGCUCUGCAAACAAGCAUAAGGCUUUUCAUUUUGCAGGCCCUUCCUUGGCUGCACUUGCCUUCCACUUGUGGCUCAGCUGAUCUGAGGUGAAACGUCUUGAGCCACCAAGAGGCCUCGGUCUCUCUUUCAGUCUUCUGAGCUGCUCCCACUCUGAUGGCUUAGCAUGUAGCUCUUUCUCUUUCUCCCCCUUUGGAGUGGUGUUUCUGGGGAUCUCUGUGGGGUUCCUAACUCUUGAAAGAGACUGCUAAAAAGAGCAGAGAAAGCUAAAAAGCAUUAAACACCUACAAAAAGUCUUUUAAGUAAGCAGGUAUGUCUUCACUUGCUGCGGAAAGGACAGCCACGUUGGCAUUCCACAAACAGGGGCUGCCACAAAAAGGCUCCGUCCCGUGUCAACAAUCAUCCUAUAAGAGUGGAAUUCAAAGAAAAGCCCCCUGUGUUGGUUCAAGCCACCUGGAGCUUUAAAGAAGAUAUUGUGACCUUCAAAUAUGGAGAGCAACUAAUGAAGUGAGGGGUGGGAAACUUAUGAUCCAUCGGCCAAGGAACUCAAAUUUGGCACAUGAGGCCAUUUUCUGAAAGCUGUCAGUCAGCUGAUGUCACUUUGAUGGGUCAGGGAUAUCAGCUGAUGAGUGAGGCUCAUUUAUUUGUUGGCUGCACUCAGUGAUUGUCCAUCCAGGGGUUAAAUCCUACUCAGUUUGGGAGGAUUCAAUGUGAACUCCUUCCUGAUCUCAACAAGUUUAAACAGUUGCUAAAACAAAGGCUAAAACAAAGGUUUUAGCAGGGCCUGCGAGGUGCUUUGAAGUUCCGACUUUGGGUCUUCAAAGCACCCAAUCCCCUGAUGUCAUUGUUUAUUUAUUUACGCAUUCACAUUUCACACUUUGGUUAAAAAACAAAAUCAAGGCAAUAUACAUAGAUAUACAAAUAAGCAAAAAGCACCCAUAAAACAUAGUUUAAAACAUCAAUAAAUACUAAAUGAUUAAUGAGAAAAUUAAUAUUUCAAACUCACAACAUCUGCAGUAGAAUAGUUCUUCAAAGCUACAUUUCAAGAGGGGGAUGAUGCCCCAAGGGCACCAGGGAGGGGCUCUGCAUGCACAUCCCAGCCUCUGUAUUAUGCUGGUGACUCCUGACCUAGGUAACAACCACUUUGGAAACUUGAACUCACAUCUGACAAUCUUUGCCACUUCCACUUCCUCUUCCAUAAACAUAACAAUUCAGGAAAUACUUUUCAAUAUUAUUAUUUUAUAUUAUUUUAUGUACAGUCCUCUCAACAGAAGACUUUACAUCCAAAAUAAACCAGAAUACAAGCGAAAAACAUGACUCACAUAUUUUCAUUUGUACCUAAUUCUUCUCAAAUUCCCUGUUUUUCCACUCUUUAAUGUUACUCUUCUUCUUUUAACUCCUUGUUCUUAGCCUCUUAAAUCACCUAUGCACCCUUAACAAUUUUCCACGUAUUGCCCUGUGCCUCCCGACCCCCGACCCCAUUGCUUCCCUUCACCCAUGUGUGAUCUUCUCUACAUAAUAUUGUUUCUCAUUGUGUUAAUUAAAGUUGUAUUUAUUGUUUCGUAUAUAUCAUGAUAUCAUCUUGUAUCCUUGCGCACUUUAGCUAUUGCAUAUUAA